Lolium rigidum is the source of this 745-nucleotide messenger RNA. Its product is annotated as probable calcium-binding protein CML14. NCBI's taxonomy places the organism in Eukaryota, Viridiplantae, Streptophyta, Magnoliopsida, Poales, Poaceae. The record is from RefSeq and is a predicted model, not a curated record. Gene Ontology annotation, molecular function: calcium ion binding; enzyme regulator activity. The coding region runs from base 140 to 637 and encodes 165 amino acids. The transcript has a single exon.
CUCUCCUUCCCUCCAUAAAUAACACCAAAGUCUCCUCCCCUCAAACCCACCGCCCAGUCUCCGCCGCCUCCUCCUCCUCCCCGCCGAACAAGUCAAAGAUCCACCAUCACCGAGACUCGCCUCCCCACCGGCGCUUGCGAUGACGAAGCCCGCCCCGACGCUGCGCGGCAGCCAGCUGAAGCAACUCCGCGCCCUGUUCACCCGCUUCGACAUGGACAACGACGGCAGCCUCACCCAGCUCGAGCUCGCGGCCCUGCUCCGCUCCCUGGGCCUGCGCCCGACGGGGGAGGACUCCCGCUCCCUCCUGCUCGCCAUCGACGCGGACGGCAGCGGGACCGUGGAGUUCGACGAGCUGGCGCGGGCCAUCGCGCCCGUGCUCACCGCGCACGCGCCCAGGCUCGUCGACCAGGCGCAGCUGCUGGAGGUGUUCCAGGCCUUCGACCGCGACGGCAACGGUUACAUCUCCGCGGCCGAGCUGGCAAGGUCCAUGGCGAAGCUGGGGCAGCCGCUCACCUUCGACGAGCUGCGGAGGAUGAUGGCCGACGCGGACGUCGACGGGGACGGCGUCAUCAGCUUCCGGGAGUUCGCGGGCGUCAUGGCACGCUCCGCGCUCGACUUCCUCGGCGUCCCCUGCUGACUGGAUCACCGGUCGGAUCUCCGGCGGGCCGGCCGGGGUCUGGUUAAUUAGGACUUCUUCUUGCUAAUUAGGAAUCUAUCGAUGUACCACACCGGAACUCACGGAACU